Pseudomassariella vexata is the source of this 3198-nucleotide messenger RNA. RefSeq names its product rab-GTPase-TBC domain-containing protein. The record is from RefSeq and is a predicted model, not a curated record. The transcript has 2 exons. Bases 1 to 3198 code for a protein of 1065 amino acids. Lineage: Eukaryota; Fungi; Ascomycota; Sordariomycetes; Amphisphaeriales; Pseudomassariaceae.
AUGGCGCCCCCAAAGUCUGCAAGCGUGCGCUACAGAGGACGGACUGGCGCGCUCGUACCCUUUAGAGACGACCAGCUAGUCGCCCUUCGAUACGAUCAGACCAAACAGGCCGAACCUCCUAUUAUACUUGCGCCGAGUCCGCCCUCUCCUCCACCACGAUCGCCGCUGCGAUACCGUUCACAGUCAGGCACGCACCCUGCUUCCAGUAUUUUUUCUCGUAAUCCAGGCGCACUUCUCAAUUCUCCUCCUCCUGUUCGUCCCCCUCGGCCAACGGAGACGCAUCCUGCUCUGAGAACCAUCACCACCCCGGGUGCAAACGAAUUCUACGGCCACGACGACGACACCAACAACUCAAAACGGAAUUCGGGGCACGCGCCAACUUCAACAUCACCGCAGUGCUUCACCUUCUACCAAGAGAGCGACGAGGACGACGACGACCCUUUUCCGUACGAAAACCUUAACAAGGUGCCUCGAGUGAGAGUGACUCCAGAGCUCCAUGUGAACGUCCACGAUAUUCCUCGAGCGCUGUGCAUUAGGAACCGGGCCAGUUUUGCCUCGACGAGCUCGGAAAAUGAGCAUACCCAGCCGCCACAUGCAGUCGAUGAUCUGAGUGGAACCAACUGCAGCAUUCCUCUGUCCUCGCCAGAUUUAUCGGAGAGUAACAGCAAUAGUAACACGGUCUCACCGACAUCGCCCACGACGCCAAUCUCAAAUUUUGCGGAGAAACCUGCAUCCAUCUUUUCGCGAUCCUUCAGUUUCCGGUCUUCCAUUUACAGCAAGUCCUCAUCAAUGAAGUCGUCACGAGGUAAACUCCAGAAAAAGGUCCAUGCUCCUCCACACGAGCAGCGCUCGGUGGAUCCAGCUCCGUCCACGGCCACACCCCCUGCAACCCCACCUCCCGAAAAUGGAAUGCCAAUGACAAUCCACUACCCAUGUGGACGGGAAACCCCGUUGUUGGUUAACGACAUCCCGAGCCCCUUGGAGUCGCCAAAUCUUCACGGCGGCAGUCCUGCGCCUGCUGGCGAUGGUGAAUUCGCCGACUUCAUCACCCAGAUGUCAUUUAGCAAUCGGGGGAGUAUUAUGCUUGGUGGCAAGCGACCGACCAAGGAUAAGAAACCCAUCACUAUGACCAACAGCGACAGCGCUACCGGCCAUGGUCCUCCUGCCCGGCAGCUCCCAAUUCGCGCAUUUCCACUUGCGCCGUCCUUGAUGUCGAAAUCGCAGGUCGAUGGAGCUGUAGCUUCGAGCGCGAACGCCCAGGAACCCUAUCGAAACGCUAAAAAUCAUGUCAUCGCCGAGGAAGACGAAACGGCACCAGCUUGUAGCUCAGUGCUCCCAGCGUCUCCACCGGUGGCGGCCGCAUCGUCGACGCCGGUGCCACCUCCGCCGGUAGAGGUUACCGCAUCCACUUCGGCGUCGCCAUUCGCCGUCGACGAAGAGCCAUCCACGCCCAAAUCGCCCCAACCACCCAGCAUUCGUGUCAUAUCGGUAGAUAUAGAAAGGGAAUCUCAAAAGGUGAGAUCGCUUUAUGAAUCCGGAGAAGGUCUGCGGUGGGAGGACGGGGGGCGACUUGAGCCCACAGUAGAGGUCCCGUCCGAGGAUGAUGAUGAUGAUGAUGAUGAGGUGCAGACGAACGACGCGUCACCGAACAAUCCCACCAGUCCGACGACAAGUCAAAGUCGAAGUCCAAACGAUCAAUCUGGAAGCCGUAUUCGAGCAGCUGGGAUCCCGGCGUCCGUGGCAUGUACUGCGUCGCGACACGAUGAUUCCAUACGCCACGCAUACGAGUUGGCUGGAGGAAUAGAGGACUGGGAGGACGUCAAUGGUGAAGAUGUCGAUCGUUACGGUUUCAUUCAUAUCAGACGACCAGAAACGCCGCCUCGCAUGCCUAUUGAGUCCGACAAUGCCUCGGUGCAGUACUCGCCGCGGAAGCAGCGCAACGUGCUGGUACGGAAAGAAAUUGCGUACGCUGGAUAUCUAGGUGCUAGACGCGGACCUAGUAGGAAGGUGUCCGCGCGCUCCCUAAAUACACAAGCGUCCGAGAUGUCGUCGAUGUCUCGGUAUUCUAAUCGUUCUGCCGCACGCCAAGCGGCCAACCUACUGCCCCAUAAUAGGGAUCGGAAGUUUACCGACGAGGCUGGAGAAAUGCUUGCCUUGCAACCCGGCCUAAGCAUCGGCGAAGAUGAGUCUGCGGGGAAGCUUGCUGAGGAGCACAAACGGAAGGAGUGGGAACGCGCAGAGAAAUGGCGGAAGAUGGCCAAAGUCGUCAAGCCAGGCAAGGAUGGCGAGGGCAUGGUCUUCGAGUUUGACACCAAAAACCCGAAACUCAUUGAACGCACAUGGAAGGGUAUUCCGGACAUGUGGCGCGCCGCGGCCUGGCAUUCAUUCCUGUCCACAAGCGCCCGCGAUAGCAAAAGGCCCCUCGAAACUGAUGACGAGCUCGUAGUACAUUAUCAGACACUACAGGAACAGCCUUCUCCAGAUGAUGUCCAGAUCGACCUCGACGUACCGAGAACAAUCAACCAACACAUCAUGUUCCGAAGAAGAUACCGCGGUGGACAACGACUCCUUUUUCGUGUGUUGCACGCAUUGUCUCUCUACUUCCCUGAGACAGGUUACGUCCAAGGCAUGGCAUCUCUAGCCGCGACGCUGCUCAACUACUACGACGAGGAGAGGUGCUUCGUCAUGCUGGUGCGCCUAUGGCAGCUGCGUGGUCUCAAUCGCCUCUACCAACCUGGAUUUGAGGAGCUGAUGGGCGCAUUGAAGGACUUCGAAAAGUAUUGGCUGGCAGACAAGGACGUAGCGCAGAAGCUUCAAGAGCUCUCUAUCGAUCCGACCGCGUACGGAACUAGAUGGUACCUGACGCUUUUCAACCUGUCGAUACCCUUCCCAGCACAACUCCGAGUUUGGGAUGUUUUUAUGCUGCUCGGUCAAUCGCCCCCAGAUCCUCCCGCUCCUUCAAUGUUGUCGGGUAAGGCGGGCAAGGGUGCGCCCGAACCAGUUUCGUCCCAAGGUCUGGAGAUUCUGCAUGCCACAAGUACAGCAAUCAUACACGCUCUGCACGACCAACUCAUCGACUCCGACUUUGAGAACGCCAUGAAGGCAUUGACCUCUUGGGUUCCGAUUAAGAAUGAGGAAUUGCUCAUGAAGGUGGUCCGGGUCGAGUACAAACAGCACAUGAAGUCAAAGAAGACUUAG